Messenger RNA from Sciurus carolinensis (gray squirrel), 2650 nucleotides. It is a transcript of the gene Nprl3, whose product is annotated as NPR3 like, GATOR1 complex subunit. Gene Ontology annotation, cellular component: GATOR1 complex. Gene Ontology annotation, biological process: TORC1 signaling; cellular response to amino acid starvation; negative regulation of TORC1 signaling. The record is from RefSeq and is a predicted model, not a curated record. Lineage: Eukaryota; Metazoa; Chordata; Mammalia; Rodentia; Sciuridae. The coding region runs from base 107 to 2092 and encodes 661 amino acids. The transcript is spliced from 15 exons.
GCGCGGCGCGGGGACGGCGACGGCGGGCCCAGCGCGCUUGGCCGGCCCAGAGCGCUUUCCGGCCCUGCGUUGCCCCGCCGGCCCGGCCCCGCCCCGCCCGGGCAGCAUGGGGGACAACACCAGCCCCAUCAGCGUGAUUCUGGUGAGCUCGGGCAGCAGGGGCAAUAAGCUGCUGUUCAGGUACCCCUUCCAGAGAAGCCGGGAGCACCCCGCGGCGCAGACAAAUAAGCCACGUAGCAGAUAUGCUGUUAACAACGCGGGUGACCAUGCUGAUGACCAGGAUGGUGACUCCAGCGAACCAUGUCCUCCAACCGAUGAGCAGUUGGUUGCAGGGUUUUCAGAUGUUAUUUUGGCAACAAUUUUGGCAACCAAGUCUGAAAUGUGCGGCCAAAAAUUUGAACUGAAGAUAGAUAAUGUGCGGUUUGUUGGGCACCCGACACUGCUGCAGCAUGCUCUGGGGCAGGUCUCCAAAACAGAUCCGUCCCCGAAGAGGGAAGCGCCUACCAUGAUUCUUUUUAAUGUGGUCUUCGCCCUGAGGGCCAACGCUGACCCUUCGGUGAUCAACUGUCUGCAUACCCUGUCCCGGCGCAUUGCCACGGUGCUGCAGCACGAGGAGCGCCGCUGCCAGUACCUCACUCGGGAGGCCAAGCUGAUCCUGGCGCUGCAGGACGAGGUGUCCGCCGUGGCUGACGAGGAGCUGCCUGGGCUUAACAUCGGGCAGGAGAGCCCCAGGGCACUGGAAGACUCCUCAAAGGUCUUGUUCAUAAGUCCACUUUCCCGAAUGGAUGUGCCCAAACUGACUUCCCAGCUGGAAGGAUUCCCUUCCUCCGUGUGCUGCCGUAGAAUCACCCUCAGGUGCUUCCUGUCCAGCCCGUGCACGGUUCCUUGCUGUGGAAGCUCUGAAAUCUUCUGUGUUGUGAUCAUUGCAGCAGAUGAGGGUCCGCAGUCCCCGUUCCAUCACAUCCUGCCCAAGUGCAAGCUGGCCAGGGACCUCAAGGAGGCGUACGACAGCCUGUGCACAUCUGGUGUGGUGCGACUCCACAUCAACAGCUGGCUGGAAGUGAGCUUCUGCCUACCGCACAAGAUCCACUAUGCUGCCUCCAGUCUGAUCCCCCCUGAGGCCAUUGAGCGGAGCCUGAAAGCCAUCCGCCCCUACCAUGCCUUGCUGCUGCUCAGUGAUGAGAAGUCCCUGUUGGGUGAGCUCCCCGUCGACUGUUCCCCAGCUCUGGUGCGGGUGAUCAAGACCACGUCUGCUGUGAAGAACCUGCAGCAGCUAGCCCAGGAUGCUGACCUGGCUUUGCUGCAGGUGUUCCAGCUGGCGGCUCACCUGGUGUACUGGGGCAAGGCGGUCAUCAUCUACCCUCUGUGUGAGAACAAUGUCUACGUGCUGUCUCCCAAUGCCAGCGUGUGUCUGUACUCCCCACUGGCUGAGCAGUUCUCCCGCCAGUUCCCAUCCUACGACCUGCCAUCCAUCCUUGCCAAGUUCUCCUUGCCCGUUUCCUUGUCGGAGUUCAGGAACCCACUGGCGCCCCCUGCGCAGGAGACCCAGCUCAUCCAGAUGGUGGUGUGGAUGCUGCAGCACCGGCUCCUCAUCCAGUUGCACACCUAUGUCUGCCUGAUGGCCUCCCCCAGUGAGGAGGAGCCCCGCCUGCGGGAGGAGGACGUCCCCUUCACUGCCCGGGUUGGCGGCCGCAGCCUCAGCACACCCAACGCCUUAAGCUUUGGCUCUCCAACCAGCAGUGAUGACAUGACCCUCACCAGCCCCAGCAUGGACAACUCCAGUGCAGAACUGCUCCCCAGUGGGGAUUCACCACUGAACAAGCGGAUGACAGAGAGCCUGUUGGCCAGCCUCUCAGAGCAUGAGCGGGCAGCCAUCCUCAGUGUACCUGCUGCCCAGAACCCCGAGGAUCUGCGCAUGUUUGCCAGGCUUCUUCACUACUUCCGUGGCCACCACCACCUGGAGGAGAUCAUGUACAACGAGAACACUCGGCGCUCCCAGCUGCUCAUGCUCUUCGACAAGUUCCGCAGUGUGCUGGUGGUGACCACCCACGAGGACCCUGUCAUUGCUGUCUUCCAGGCACUGCUCACGUGAGCCAGGAAACCAAUGGGGCGAGAGGGUAGGCACUGUGGGUGGCCAGCCCUGGCCUGACUGAAGGUCUGCAGAGCCCUUGACCUUGCUACAGGCACCUUGCUCCCAUCCAGCAGCAGCUGUGAGGCCACCACACUCUGUGCUCUUAACUUGCACCUGGUCCUUGCAACAGCCUUAGCAUCACAAGGCUGAAGGGGGCUGUCUAGACUUGUGCUGGUGAGGACCAUGUCCUUGCAUGUGUGGCUCCCUCACUCAGCACCACCUCUGCUCUCCAUGCACUGUAUCCCUCCCAGACUGCUAUGGUCCUCUCCUGGCCCCAGCCUCACCACAGCACAUAGGCCACCCUUGUGGUGGGUGGCAGCUAAACUUCCUGCCAGGACCCUGCCCCAGAAUGUGCAUGUAUUUUGUGGUUCUCCCUGUUGAUCCUAACCCUAGAAGAAGGACUGGCUUUAGGCAUAUGCUGAUCAGCCAGGAGCUCUGCAAAGACAAACAGCAAAGUAAAAGCAUUUAUUUGGUUUUUAAACAAUUAAAAUGCCUGUCUGAAUGGGCUUUUUGCUCAGG